AUCUGUUAUUACCCCUUUUUGCAUUCCUGCUUUAAACAGAUAACAUUACCCGUUGGGGUUCUUAAUGAGCUUCUGUAUGGAAGAGCUGGAUACCUGUGGGCUUGUUCUUUCCUUAACAAGCACAUUGGAGAGGGGACAAUCCCUUCCACCUAUACAGAUUCAAUAGUAAAGGAAGUGAUUAGAGAUGGAAGGAAGUUAUCUAAUAAAGGAAGCUGCCCUCUGAUGUACGAAUGGCAUGGCAAGAAAUACUGGGGAGCAGCUCAUGGUCUAGCAGGAAUCAUGCAUGUUCUGAUGGAUAUGGAACUGAAAGCCGAAGAGAUAGAAUAUGUUAAAGGCACCCUCCUCUACAUGAUCAAGAAUCGUUUUCCAAGUGGCAACUACCCCUCCAGUGAGAAUUCUGAGACCGACAGACUUGUUCAUUGGUGUCAUGGCGCCCCUGGAAUCACCCUGACCCUAGUAAAAGCUGCUCAGGUGUUUGGUGAUGAGAGGUUUUUCCAAGCAGCUGUGGAUGCCGCAGAGGUUGUGUGGAAUAGAGGUCUCUUGAGGAGAGUUGGGAUUUGCCAUGGAAUUAGUGGCAAUGCUUAUGUGUUUCUGUCAUUGUUUAGGUUGACGGGCAAUGCUGAGUACCUGUACCGUGCGAAAGCAUUUGCUUGCUUCCUUCUUGACAGAGCUCACCAGCUGGUUUCAACAGGUCAGAUGCAUGGUGGUGAUAAUCCCUUGUCAUUGUUUGAAGGGCAGCGUGGCAUGGCCUAUCUCUUUCUCGACAUGACCAGCCCCACUGAGUCAAGGUUUCCUGCUUAUGAGCUUUGAAUCUCUCUCAUUGAAGUAUAAGAUUUCGUUUGGGACAGGUUUCUUACUGCUUCUUAAAGCACUUUUUUAGUAUAAAAAUUUUAAUUAGAAAGCUACUUUAAGAAGCAAUAAGAAAAUUGUCCUAAACGAAGCCUUAAUGUAACACUGCAUGAAGGUUUGGCUUACUGUUGUUCAGUUAGGGUUUAGCUUUGCCGUUCCUGUAAGCUUCUGCUAUGGUCUGAAUUAAAACUAAACUAACCCAAUGGUAGCUAAAUUUCUAAGAACUUAGUUUAUUUUGAUCUUCUGCAAUGA
Molecule: messenger RNA, 1101 nt
Organism: Dendrobium catenatum
Lineage: Eukaryota; Viridiplantae; Streptophyta; Magnoliopsida; Asparagales; Orchidaceae
Product: lanC-like protein GCR2
Exons: 3
Biological process (GO): carbohydrate metabolic process; peptide modification
Cellular component (GO): plasma membrane
Source: RefSeq, a predicted model, not a curated record